Molecule: messenger RNA, 2487 nt
Organism: Nasonia vitripennis (jewel wasp)
Lineage: Eukaryota; Metazoa; Arthropoda; Insecta; Hymenoptera; Pteromalidae
Product: sodium-dependent nutrient amino acid transporter 1
Exons: 10
Coding region: 180-1997 (605 amino acids)
Biological process (GO): sodium ion transmembrane transport
Cellular component (GO): membrane
Molecular function (GO): L-amino acid transmembrane transporter activity
Source: RefSeq, a predicted model, not a curated record
GCCCUAAUACGACGUGUUCCUCUCAGCCAGUCGCAGUCGUCGACGCGCCUCAGAUCCGUCUGCCCGUGAGGAACAAUCAGACGGACGCGCAGUACACUUUUAUAUAGUUUAUUAAAGUUUAAUUAGACGCAACAGCUCUGGUGUGCACUUGGCCGAUUUUUUCUACUAUUGGGUGUCCAAUGGCGGAAACGAACCACAGCAACGGCGUCACGAAUCACGGCUUCGUCAGCGACGAGAACAACCCGCGAAUCAGCGUCUGCAGCAGCGUCAGCGGCAUCAAGGAUGUCAACGGAACCGACGGAAAAUCGAAAACGAAUCACGAGCGAGCGCAAUGGGGCAGCGAUCGCGAGUUUCUGCUCUCCUGUAUCGCCAUGUCGAUCGGUUUGGGAAACGUCUGGCGUUUUCCAUUCACGGCUUACGAGAACGGAGGUGGAGCUUUCCUGAUACCCUACAUUAUCAUUCUGACGGUUGUAGGACGACCGUUUUAUCUUCUCGAGAUGAUUCUCGGCCAGUUCUCCAGCAAGUCCACCAUCAAGAUCUGGGACAUGGUGCCUGCGUUCAGAGGAAUCGGAUACGCGCAGGUGAUGGUCCUGGUGGGUCUGGCUUCGUACUACUGUUCCUUGAUGGCCCUGACGAUGUUUUACCUGAUCGCUAGUUUCCAAGCGGAGCUGCCCUGGUCCAAGUGUCGUCCCGAAUGGGGUCCCAACUGCCUGGAUUCCACGAGGAACAAAUCCAUACCGAUACCCAAGAACGUCAGUCUGAAGAGCUCGGCCGAGCUGUACUUCUACAAGGAGGUCCUGCGAGAGAAAGCCAACAUCGACGACGGAAUCGGCGCGCCAGACUGGCGUCUGACCCUCUGUCUGGCUGCGAGUUGGCUGGUCAUUCUUCUAGUGGUGAUAAAAGGUGUCAAGAGUUCCGGCAAGGCUGCCUACUUCCUCGCGAUCUUUCCCUACGUUGUGAUGAUCGGACUUCUCGCCAGAGCUGUGACCCUCGACGGUGCUAGCAACGGGAUCCUCUACUUCAUCACGCCUGUCUGGGACAAGCUCUGGAGACCGCAGGUCUGGUACUACGCGGUCUCCCAGUGCUUUUUCUCGCUGACCGUCUGCUUUGGUGCGAUCGUUAUGUUCUCGUCGCACAACAGAUUCGAGCACAACGUUUACAGAGACGCCCAGAUAGUAACGACGCUUGACAUCUUCACAUCUCUGCUCGCCGGUUGUACGAUCUUCGGGAUCCUGGGUAACCUGGCGCACGAGCUUGGUUCCGAGGACAUCUCGACCGUGGUCAGAGGUGGUACCGGUCUGGCCUUCAUCUCCUAUCCCGACGCCAUUGCCAAGUUCACUUGGCUACCCCAGUUCUUCGCUGUGAUCUUCUUCGUGAUGAUGUUCGUUCUGGGGAUCGGUAGCGAGGCUGCGCUCACCUCCAGUGUCAUCACCAUCGUUCACGAUCAGUUUCCACACUGGAGGCUUUGGCACAUCGCCAGCGGGGUUGUGGCUGUUGAGUUUCUCAUCGGACUAAUUUACGUAACGCCGGGUGGCCAAUUCAUGGUGACGUUCGUAGACUACUACGCCACGUCCUUCAUCGCUUUCGUGCCAGCCUUUUUCGAGCUGAUCGCCGUGUUCUACGCCUACGGUUACAAUAACUUCCUUAACGACGUGGAGUUCAUGCUGAAGCGCAGACUAUCGAUCUUCUGGAGGUUCUGCUGGCGAUUCCUCACCCCAACCAUCAUCGCAGUCAUCUUCAUCUACAGUAUGGUCAGCAUCAAGCUGCUCACCUACAACGAUGUCACCUAUCCGUCCUAUCUCUACGUCAUCGGAUGGAUCCUGUUCAGCAUAGCCUUCGUGCAGAUCCCCCUCUGGUGGCUCGUAGCCAUUGUGAAGAAGAGGAAUCACUCGUUCCCAGAGAUUUUCAGAAGAGCCCUCGACCCCUCGAAAAAGUGGGGACCGAAGAACCACGAGACCCGGAAGCAGUGGAAGCUCUUCAGAAAGAGCAAAGAGUAGAGCUUUUGAAAGCCGAGAGAAGCUUAUUAUACUUAAUAAAAUAAAAUCGCUCGUUUAACGAAGCACAGAAUUCCCGAAAGCUCGUCGCGUGGAGUAAAUUGAAAAUAUACACACGCGGAGUGUCUCUCGGGGCUUGAGGAAACUUGGAGCGUGUUUUUCAUAUUCAAACGCUAUAUGUUUAUUUAUUAUUGAUAUGCUGUAUAAAACGAGUUCGAUUUCUCGCCGCAUUUUCCUGGAAUUCGAUGUGGAACGUUAGCUCAUUUAUUAUAUUUACAAUGUUCAGUUUUUAAAAAAUGUAUAAAUGGAACGUGAAUUUCGACAGUGUGUAUAUAUACUAUAUCCUGUCGCUUCGACUCGUUCUGUACCGACUGUGGCAAUGAUUAUCUACUUACUGCAAUGACUUACACAAACGUGUGUUCUCCGAAUGACCCUUUUGCGGAGCAGUAUUUUAUGUAACGGAUUGUAUAGAAUAAAAUAUUUUUUUAUCCAA